Molecule: messenger RNA, 635 nt
Organism: Lutzomyia longipalpis
Lineage: Eukaryota; Metazoa; Arthropoda; Insecta; Diptera; Psychodidae
Gene: HINT1
Product: adenosine 5'-monophosphoramidase HINT1
Exons: 2
Coding region: 41-520 (159 amino acids)
Biological process (GO): purine ribonucleotide catabolic process
Cellular component (GO): cytoplasm; nucleus
Molecular function (GO): hydrolase activity
Source: RefSeq, a predicted model, not a curated record
AAAGUUCUUUUUUGUUCUUUUUAUAAAAAUUAGAAAAAUUAUGUCGCUUUUGCACAAAUUUCGCUUCCUGAUCACCCCAAUUGUGUACAGAAACUCCUGGAUAUGUCCUAACAAACAAAUGUCUCGUACUUUCAGCGACGAAGCUCAGAAAGCCCGCGAGGCUGCAGCUUCCGGGGCUGCGGCUCAGCCCACAAUCUUCGAUAAGAUUAUCAGCAAGGAGAUUCCGGCUAAUAUUAUCUACGAGGACAGUACGUGCCUUGCUUUCAAUGAUAUUGCUCCGCAGGCUCCGGUGCACUUCCUCGUGAUACCAAAGAAGAGAAUUGCAAUGCUUGAGCUGGCAAAGGAUGAGGAUAAAGAUAUUUUGGGGCAUUUGAUGAAGGUCGCCGGGAGUCUGGGGCAGGAAAAGGCACCCAAUGGAUUCCGCUUGGUGGUCAAUAAUGGCCCUGAUGGGUGCCAGAGUGUCUAUCAUCUACAUUUGCACGUCCUCGGAGGCCGGCAGCUUGAAUGGCCACCAGGAUAAAUGCCUGAAAUUCCACUUCUACCGCAUUUCUGUAUCAAUUGAUUGAAUCUUUAGAAAGCCUCCUAGCGAUUUUGGUGAUGGCAUUUCAAUAAAAAUCAGCAAAAAACGGAAGAAA